Messenger RNA from Paramecium pentaurelia, 3316 nucleotides. Lineage: Eukaryota; Ciliophora; Oligohymenophorea; Peniculida; Parameciidae. The record is from the annotation of a GenBank genome assembly.
AUGCAAUUUCAUUUAGAAACUGAAAAUAAUUUAAUAAUAAGUGAUUUUAGACCUGAAGAAUGCAUAGACUUCUUAUCAAUGGAAUCUAUUUCAGAUGUUGGAAUUUAAUUUCCAAAACCAUAAAAUAACAAAUAUAAUGUUGAACCUCCUCCUAAUUCAAAAGAUUUAAAAGAAAAAGUAAUAUUAAGUCCAUUAUCACCUAAUUUUGAAGGUCUAAAAGAUUGUGAAUAAUUAAUUUUACUUCCUUCAUAAAAUUAAACUUAAAGACCCAUUUAACAAAAGUCAUCAAUAUAAUUGAUUAGUAAAAACCAUAAAUAAUCAACAAAUUUUAGUGGAAGUUUUAUGAAGUAUUUUCAUACUAGAAGAUUUGUUAAUAGAAUAUUGAGAAAUAAACAUAUGUUUCAUAAAUUACAACCAUUACAUUUAGAAAUAAUUAAUGAUGCAUCUUCUCAUUAUGAUACUGAGAUAUUUGGAUAAAAAUCUCAUUCCUUUAAACCUCUUGGAUUAAUGAAAACAUUGCAUUUAUCAAUAACACCAAGUCUUCCUAAAAAAAUCAUUGCUAAAUACAGAUAGAUAUCAAAUUUAAUUUUGAACAAGUUUUAAUAAGUUUUACUCUAAAUUCCAGUAAUUCAACCUGAAAAUAAAGGAAGAAUUAUUUGGGAUGUAGUUCUUUCAAUAACUAGGUUGUAUUUUAUUAUCCUUAUUCCAAUAGAUAUGGUAUUUGAGGAAAGAUUAUUAUAUUCAGAAAAAUUAAUAAUAAUUACUACUUUAUAAACAUUUCUAUUGAUAUUUGAUAUGUUUAUUAAUUUUAAUACAGCCUAUUAUUAAUUUGGAUAAAUAGUUUCGGAAAGAUCAAAAAUUAUUCAUCAUAAUUUUAGCAAAGGAUAUGGAUUAGAUGCAUUUUCUGUAAUCUUUUUAAUUUGUUUAUUAUUUGUUAAUUGGGAUUCUAUUGGAGAUUAUGAACCCUUUGUAUUUAUUGGAUUAUUAUCAUUUACUGUUUAAUAUUAAAAUAUAACCAAAUUAACUAGAAUUUUUGAAGAAGUCUUAAAUCUUAAUAAAAUUUAAGCAGGUUUCUUGGAAUUGGCAAAAUUAAUCACCUUAUUAUUAUACAUUUUACAUAUUUCUGCAUGUAUUUGGAUUGGGGUAUUUAUUAGAGCAUAUAGUAGUGUGGUAGAAUAAGUUCUUCUGUAACCAAUGGUACUAGUUGGAUGAUAAAGGAAGAUAUACUUAAUGAAUAAUGGAUAGUUUAGUAUUUGAGAUCAUUUUAUUUUUGUACUGUCACAAUGUUUACUAUUGGAUAUGGCGAUCUAACUCCUUAAUGUAGAGUAUUGUAUUAAUUUUAGCUAAUUUAGAAUACGUGACAUGCAUCAUAUUUAUUAUGAUAUUUAGUAUCUAAUUACCUUAUAGUGUAAAUACUGUAGGAGCUAUAAUUGAUGAAAUUUCUAAAUAUAGUGAAUAAAAAUUGUAGAAACUACGCAUAAUUAAUACAUAUAUGGCUAAAAAGAAGAUCACCUAUGAAUUGUAGGUGAAAAUUCGAUAAUAUUUAGCAUAUUAUUGGGAAUGUUAAAAUACAUAAAUUUCUUAAGAAGUUAAAGGAAUUUUGGAGUAAUUAUCAGAAAAUCUAAGGGAUUCUUUAAUGUUAGAAGCCAACUCAAUUAUAUUAAAUAGUUGUGAUAUGUUUUCAAAAUUUCUUUCUCCUGGUUUUACAAAGGCUUUAGUAAAUAAAAUUAGAUAUUUGGAUGUUUAACCUGAAAAUAUAGUCGAUUUUACAGAUUAGCCUGACUCAUAUCAGAAUUAUUAUUUGGCAUUUAUUGAAAUUGGAACGAUCCAAGUAAUAUAAGAUUAAAAUAAUUGUAAAAAUGAUUCUUAUAUUAAAUAACUAAGUCCAGGUUAAGUAUUUGGUCUAUAUGAAUUUAUAACUGGAACAUAUUGUAAUGAGUUUUAUAAAAGUAAAGGAUUUACUAAAUUAUUGGUAUUACCAAGAAAUCAAUUUUUAAAAAUAUUGAGAGAGUUUCCAGAGGAUAAAGAAAAAUACUGUUAAAUAAGAGAUGAUUUACUUUACAAUAAUGGUGAACAAUUUUUGAGAGAUAUAGGUGUAUAAUGUUACAUGUGUAAUUCUAGAGAUCACAUAACUAAAUUUUGUCCUAUGGUACAUUAUUGUGCAGAUAAGGAAAAAAUAAUUAAAUCUUAAACAUAUAUUAUUAAAUAACCAAGAGUAAAAUAAAAAAGAAAGGUCAGAAGAAGUUAAUUUAAUGGUAAGAGUGAUCAAAAAAUAAUAAUGGAAAUAGCAUAAUAUUUUAAAGAAGACUUUUGGAAAUAAUGUUAGUAUUAUGAAAUAAAUGAUAUAGAUUUUGAUUAAUAAUAAUAAUCUCCACAAUAUAGUAUCACAUCAGAUGAAGUUAAAGAUUAUAUUAAAUAAACUCCAUAAUUACAUAUUUCUAAGACAUCAUAAGUUAAUUAAAAUAAACACAUAAAGUAAUAAAGAAUAGGAUAAUUGAAUGAAAUACAUUAAUCAAGAAGAGCUGCUAGGUAAAAUACGAUUUCUCCUUUAAUGAAAUUUUCAACUAAUCAAUAAAUUGCUGAUUAAUUCACUUCAAAUGAAUUGAAAGUAAUACCUAGAGCACAUUCCUCUUUAGUAGAUAAUGUCAGUUAAUAGGAAAGUCAGAUCACUCCAGAAAAAUAAGAGGAUGAAGAUGGAACAGCUUAAAAAAGCAAUUAAUAAAUAGUUUCAGUUAAAGGGGAAUAAUUCUAGAUCAAAAAAAGAUGUAUGCCAUAACCUUAAUAAUCUUAAUUCACAAAGAGACUGAAAAAUCUAAAAAUAGAAAUUGAAAAGGAUCCUUAAAAGAAAAUGAGUUUAUUUAAUACUACAGAUUUAGAACUUUAAGAGAAUUGGUCAUCUUUAGAAUAAAGAAUAAUAUAAUUAAAAUCAUUUUAGGAACAAGAGACAACAGUACUUUAAUUAUAAAAUUUAUCUAUUCUAAUUUAAAAUUAAUUGAAUGAUAAAUUCAUGUGUUUAGAAAACUUUGAUUUAUAAAGAGAUUUUUAAUUCUAUUUACCUCAUAAUAAUUUUACUUAAUUAGAAGUAAGUAAUUGUUAUAAUAAACAUCUAAUCGAAAAUUUAUCUAGAUUUAUCAAAUAUUUAUUUUAUCCAUUCGUUUAUAUUAAAAAAUACUCUAAAUUAAAUGUUGAAGAAGACUAUAAAUUAGAAAGGUAAAGAAAAACAAUGUCAUUUUCUAAAAAGAAGGCAACUGUAGUGAUUAAAUUUAGAGAUAAGGCAAAACAAAUUAUAAACAGUAGAAGAAUAGUGCCAGAAUGA